Molecule: messenger RNA, 1061 nt
Organism: Cololabis saira (Pacific saury)
Lineage: Eukaryota; Metazoa; Chordata; Actinopteri; Beloniformes; Belonidae
Gene: pmm2
Product: phosphomannomutase 2
Exons: 8
Coding region: 70-822 (250 amino acids)
Biological process (GO): protein N-linked glycosylation; GDP-mannose biosynthetic process; mannose metabolic process
Cellular component (GO): cytosol
Molecular function (GO): phosphomannomutase activity
Source: RefSeq, a predicted model, not a curated record
CUCAACAGUGACGUCAGCGUCGUCAGCGCUGAGGACUGGUGCGUAACCGCAGCUUUAGAACCGAGAAACAUGAGCGGGAACACCGUGGACACCACCACGCUCUGCCUCUUUGAUGUGGACGGGACGCUCACGGCCGCCAGACAGGCGGUGACUCCGGACAUGGCAGAGUUCCUGGAGAAGUUGAGGACUCGGGUUCGGGUCGGAGUGGUGGGAGGGUCGGACCUCAGCAAGAUCCAGGAGCAGCUGGGAGAUGACGUGAUCCAGAAGGUGGACUACCUGUUCGCUGAAAACGGUCUCGUGGCCUACAAAAACGGGGAGCUGCUCUCCAUCCAGUCCAUCCAGGCCCACAUGGGGGAGGAGCUGCUGCAGGACUUCAUCAACUUCUGCCUCAACUACCUGGCCGGCAUCAAGCUGCCCAAGAAGAGGGGAACCUUCAUCGAGUUUCGUAACGGCAUGUUGAACGUCUCUCCAAUCGGACGCAGCUGCACGCAGGAAGAGAGGAAGGAGUUCUACCAUCUGGAUCAGAAAGAGAAGAUCAGAGAGAAGUUUGUUUCUGUUCUGAGAGAAGAAUUCAAAGGAAAAGGCCUCUCGUUUUCAAUCGGAGGCGAGAUCAGCUUCGAUGUGUUCCCUGACGGCUGGGACAAGAGGUACUGCCUGGACAUCGUAGCGAAGGACAACUACUCAACCAUCCACUUCUUUGGAGACAAGACCAAACCGGGAGGAAACGACUACGAGAUCUACAGCGACCCGCGGACCGUCGGCCACGAGGUGUCGAGUCCGGAGGGAACCCGCCGGCUCUGCGAGCAGCUCUUCUUCUCCUGAGAGAGCAGCUGAUGAAGUUACUGAAGGGUCAUCGCGCGGUGAUGCUGGAGGAGGCGGGGCGGCGUCCCCGCUGGCGGCGGGGACUUUGGUGGUUGUGGAAAGUGUUGCGGUGGUUCUGCCGUAGCAGGAGAUCACUGACUGUGAUUCGGGUGUGGUCGUGUGACCGUCCCGGUCCGAGGCACUUUGAAAUUGCUCCUGUAAGGGAUGUAAAGUCGGGGAAAUAAAAACGUUCUUCUGUG